This is a messenger RNA of Loxodonta africana (African savanna elephant), 987 nucleotides long. Its product is annotated as olfactory receptor 5T1-like. Gene Ontology annotation, cellular component: membrane. Gene Ontology annotation, biological process: G protein-coupled receptor signaling pathway; sensory perception of smell. Gene Ontology annotation, molecular function: olfactory receptor activity; odorant binding; G protein-coupled receptor activity. Bases 1 to 987 code for a protein of 328 amino acids. The record is from RefSeq and is a predicted model, not a curated record. Lineage: Eukaryota; Metazoa; Chordata; Mammalia; Proboscidea; Elephantidae. The transcript has a single exon.
AUGUCAGGGUCUUCAUCAGGACUGGAUCCCUACAGGUUUCAGUUGAAGAACGUCACUGAAGUCACCAUGUUUAUAUUGCUGGGCUUCACGAAUGAUUUUGAGCUGCAAGUCUUUCUCUUUGUACUAUUUCUAGGAAUCUAUGUUUUCACUCUGGUGGCAAAUUUGGGACUGGUUUUACUAGUCGUGGUAGAUUCUCAUCUCCACAACCCCAUGUACUAUUUUCUGAGUGUGUUAUCUUUCUUAGAUGCCUGCUAUUCUUCAGUUGUCACCCCAAAAAUGUUAGUCAAUUUCCUGGCAGAGAAUAAAGCCAUUUCAUUUACUGCAUGUGCAACACAGAUGCUGCUCUUUGUUACAUUUGGGACCACAGAAUGCUUUCUCUUGGCAGCAAUGGCAUACGAUCGCUAUGUAGCAAUCUACAAGCCACUUUCAUAUUCAGUUAACAUGUCACCCAGAGUCUACGUGCCACUCAUCACUACUUCAUAUGUUGGUGGUUUUUUAAAUGCUACUUUACACACCGUAGCAACUUUUAGCCUCUCCUUCUGUGCAUCCAAUGAAAUUAGACAUGUCUUUUGUGAUAUCCCUCCACUCCUUGCUAUCUCUUGCUCUGACACUCACAUCAACCAGCUUCUGCUCUUCUACUUGGUGGGUUCGCUUGAGUUAUGCAAUAUCCUGAUCGUAUUGUUCUCUUAUGGUUUCAUUUUUAUGGUCAUUCUGAAGAUGAAGUCUGCUGAAGGGAGGCAAAAAGUGUUUUCCACUUGUGGCUCUCACCUAACAGGAGUAUCCAUUUACCAUGGAACAAUCCUCUUCAUGUAUGCGAGGCCUAAUUCCAGCUAUGCUUUGGACCAUGACAUGAUAGUGUCUACAUUUUACACCAUUGUGAUUCCCAUGCUGAAUCCCAUCAUCUACAGUUUGAGGAACAAAGAUGUAAAAAAAGCAAUGAAAAAAUUGUUUCAGAGGAAUUGGUUCGUAAAUAAAGCACAUUUUUAG